This is a messenger RNA of Erigeron canadensis, 651 nucleotides long. Its product is annotated as protein DOWNSTREAM OF FLC-like. The transcript is spliced from 2 exons. Bases 47 to 520 code for a protein of 157 amino acids. NCBI's taxonomy places the organism in Eukaryota, Viridiplantae, Streptophyta, Magnoliopsida, Asterales, Asteraceae. The record is from RefSeq and is a predicted model, not a curated record.
CAUUUCUUUCAUUACCUAGCUAGUUUCUUCACUAACAUUAUUAAGAAUGUCGAAACAGUUGGUUCUCAUCGCUCUCUGCCUCCUUCCAGUCUUCACCACUGCCUUAGUCUCUAGCAACCCGUUCCGCCUCAAGGGCCGUGUCUAUUGCGACACUUGCAAUGCCGGUUUUGAAACCUCUGCCACCACAUACAUCGCUGGUGCGACGGUUAGAGUCGAGUGCUUGGACAGGUAUACAAUGAGCUUGAAGUACACCCUUAGUGCGGUCACUGAUGCCACCGGGACAUACGAGAUGGAAGUACCAACCGAUCACGGUGAUCAAAAAUGUGAGUGUACCCUCGUGAAGAGCCCAGACAGCAAGUGUGCCCAGCCCAGCAUUGGUCGCAACCGAGCAACUGUCAUCCUUACACGCAACAAUGGCAUGAACAACGAUGCUCGUUAUGCUAACGCUAUGGGUUUCGCGACAACAACUCCAUUGCCCGGAUGCAAGGAGCUCAUCAGAUCUUACUUUGCGGAUGUCUAGAUUUACUUAUUUUCUUAUAUAGUUAUAUUAUUACAUUGAUAUAUCGAUCUUGGUAAAAUGUCCUCAUUUGCUGAAGAAUAAUUACACACUAAUUUAGUGCAUGUUAUAAUAUUGUGUCUUGUUGAUUACUA